Messenger RNA from Wallemia mellicola CBS 633.66, 1574 nucleotides. RefSeq names its product 50S ribosomal protein L6. Gene Ontology annotation, molecular function: structural constituent of ribosome; rRNA binding. Gene Ontology annotation, cellular component: ribosome; mitochondrial large ribosomal subunit. The transcript is spliced from 2 exons. Bases 818 to 1384 code for a protein of 188 amino acids. Gene Ontology annotation, biological process: translation. NCBI's taxonomy places the organism in Eukaryota, Fungi, Basidiomycota, Wallemiomycetes, Wallemiales, Wallemiaceae. The record is from RefSeq and is a predicted model, not a curated record.
CAUCAACGUCAAUGUUCUUUCUCUUCUUUGGAACAUUCACUGGUUUAGGACGCCUGUAAGCUUCCUUGUUGAGUGAUUCAUCAGCUUCUUGUGCUCUUCUAGGGGUGAGAUCCAUUGAUGGACCCAUUUCAACUAAUUCAACACGUGGUUAUACUCUAAAGUGUACAGUUGGAAGGUCGUUUUCGUCAGCUUGCUCACCGACUGUACAACUAAUAACAUGUGAUAAGCCAGCUAAAGAGAUCUGACUAAGGGUUUCACCUCUGAAAAAGUCAAGCAUGACAUUCUUGAAAUGUUGAUAUUUUGGAUGGCUAUCAAAGAGCUCACCGGUGAAGUUAAAGAGUGGUUUCAUACCAACAUUAACUUGAUUGUGGAUGUUGAAAUCCUUCAUAGGCUUGAAAUUUUCGACACCACAUUCGAACAUAUCGAAUAGCUGGUAGUUAAAUGUUCUUGUGAAUAUCAAAUUGUGUGGUCUCUUCUUUUGAUGUGAUCCAACGAGUAAAAGAGAAGCAUCAUUCUUAUUAGACCAGAAUUCUAAGCUGGAGGCAUCUUCGAAAGGUGUAACUUGAUUCUUCUUAUUGAAAUUAAGACCAUUAGGCUUUUUCAAGCUGUAUAAAUCGCUCAUCGCUUCAUUUACAAUAGCAGACGUAGUUUGAGUCUUGACGAACAAGGCAGUCUUUGGAUUCUCUGAUAAUUGUGGCUCCCUCUCUUUUAAUGCUCUCUUAGCUCUAGCAUUCUUUGGUUUUACCGUGCGUAGCAUUUUAUAAAUUUGAUAGUUUGUCUUCAAGGUGUGUCUUCUUAAAUUCAGACUAUCAAGAAUAUGAUGAAAAGAUAUUUUAGUACAACAACGAGAGUAUUAUCACACGUUGGUAAAAAUCCAGUGAACAUACCUGCUUCUAUACAAGUUAGUAGUAGUCUAGAUAAGUUGUCAGUAAAAGGUCCAUUAGGGGAAGAAUACGUUAAUUUACAGCCCUUCAUACAAUUAAAACAAUCAGAUAGUGAUAUUAGAGUCAGCGUUUUGGAUAGAAAAGUACCACAGCAGAGAUCAAUGUGGGGUCUCACAAGGACGCUCAUACAAAAUGCAAUCACAGGCGUUACAGAAGGUUUUAGAGUUAACGUACGUUUAGUAGGCGUUGGAUACAGAGCUGCUAUCGAAAAUCAACAAAUACACCUCAAAUUGGGUUUCAGUCAUCCUGUAGUUAUGCAAAUACCAGAGGGUGUAACAGCAGAGACACCAGCUCCUAAUAGAAUAAUACUGCAUGGAUCUAACAAGCAUCAAGUUACCGCAUUCGCCGCCGCAAUUAGACACUGGAGAAAACCUGAACCAUACAACGGUAAAGGUAUCUUUAUAAACGAUGAGACUAUCCGUAGGAAGGAUAAGAGGUAAAAGAUUUCAUAUUUUAUUGGUAUUUUAUCUAUUAUCUGACUUUGAUGACUUAUAUCUGUGCUCUCUCCGCCGUUCUCUCUCUUCUCUGACUUUUGCACGUUGUUCUUUCCUCACACGUUUCUCUGCAUUCUUUUGUGCCUUUGCUGCUAAAGAUUCUUCUUCAGAUGGGCGUGGUUUGGGUAUGUAUCCC